Daphnia carinata is the source of this 3013-nucleotide messenger RNA. It is a transcript of the gene Aasdh, whose product is annotated as beta-alanine-activating enzyme-like. The coding region runs from base 114 to 2951 and encodes 945 amino acids. The transcript is spliced from 4 exons. The record is from RefSeq and is a predicted model, not a curated record. Gene Ontology annotation, molecular function: protein binding. NCBI's taxonomy places the organism in Eukaryota, Metazoa, Arthropoda, Branchiopoda, Diplostraca, Daphniidae. Gene Ontology annotation, biological process: amino acid activation for nonribosomal peptide biosynthetic process.
AAACAACUAAUUGCUACAUGCCAUAACCUGUUACGAGCAAAACAAAAUACUUGACUUCGCUAAAACUAUGCUGAAUUCGUCGUAUAGUUAAUGUGAUAAAGAAAACAUAAUUGAUGAAACGGUCUUUACUUGAUUGUGUCUUUCCUAUCCGAGAUCGCCAAGCCCCGGCUUUAACAUACUAUAAUGGAGAGUCUUGCACCACAUUAUUGUAUGGGGAUUUAUCGGACACACUCCUACAGGUUUCUCGAGUGCUUGAUCCUAUUUGCGGUGAAAAUUGUGUUGUUGCCUUUGCCAUUAGAAAACUUCACCACUUAGUUGCUCCUUUAAUAUUAGGGGCUUUAAAAACAAAAUCCUCUUUUUUGUAUCUGGAUCCUGAUUUUCCAGCCAUACGACAAAAUGAAAUAAUAAAAAGAAGCAAUGCUUCAGUAAUUAUUACAGAUUACAAAAAUGAUAUGUCAGGAUGGCAGUUUUCUAGGAAAAUAAUGUUGAUUGGUUUGCAUGAGCUACAAAUUUUCCAAAAAUGCCCCUCUGUUAAAGGAGUUGAUUUUCCUUUACCUGAUGAGUGGAAUAUUGCUUAUGUGAUCCAUACAUCAGGCAGUACAGGUGCACCAAAAACAGUACGUGUACCACACUCCUGCAUACUCCCAAAUAUCCUUGAUCUUAGGGAAAAUUUUAAUAUCCAACAGAACGAUGUUAUAUUUAUGGCUUCGCCGUUUACAUUUGACCCAAGCAUCGUUGACCUGUUUCUAGCCCUUUCCACUGGAGCUAAACUCAUACAAGUGGAACCAUCCAUUAAAGCGAUGCCAUUAAAGCUUGCCGAAAUAAUCCGCGAUGAAGGCGUAACUUUCAUCCAAGCUACUCCAUCCUUUUUCCAGCAGUUUGGACACCUAUCCAAAACACAUUUGCUUUAUCCGUCCACUCCUUUGCGAACCGUCGUACUGGGUGGAGAACCAUUUCCCACACCCAUGGCACUGGAAAAAUUUCGUGCAUCUGGCAAUUGUACAGCCUUCUAUAACAUAUAUGGCAUAACGGAAGCGUCUUGUUGGGCUACGUUAUCCAAGAUUGAGCCAAAUGACCUCCCAGCUGACUUGGGCCAUCCUCUUAGUGAAACUGAUCUGCGUAUCAUAAAUGAAAAUGAAGAAGAGAUAACAGCAGAAAAUGGAGGUGAAGGAUUCUUGAUGCUGGGAGGCCGUAGAGUUUGCCUUAUAGACGAAGAGACUCCCCAUUCUAUUAUGAAGCCCAUGUUUAGGGCAACAGGUGACCGUGUCGAAUUUCUUAACGGAAAAUUGUACUAUAGAGGCCGGACGGAUGAAACGGUCAAACGGAUGGGGAAGCGGUUAAACCUUCAUUCUGUCGAACUAUUAGCUUUAGCGUCCGGUUUCGUACAGCAAUGCUGCGCUUUCCUUGACUCCAACCAACUGCUUAUUCUAGUUUGUACUGGAAUUUUUGCUGUUGACCAUCUAUCACAUUACUUUCAAGAAAACGCACUGGCCAUAGAGCAGCCAGAUGAAAUCCGCAUUUUAGAUACUUUCCCAGUAUCGAAGCAUGGAAAAAUUGACCGCAAGAAGCUUCUUCAACUUGUUCAAAAUCUACUUGUUCCAGAAAAAACUCUAGACUGGGAAACCUGUCUUGCAAAGGAAUGGAUGUUUGUGACAGGAAAAACUGCAAUCGAUGAAUCUAAUUUCAUCUUGAGUGGAGGAAAUUCAUUGUCUGCUAUCAGACUGUCCAAUAAAGUUCAAGAACAUGUGGCGCGACCACUUCCGUUACUCAUCGAUAUUUUACUGAAUAAAAGUUGGAAACACGUAGUUGCUCAUAUACGGGAAGAGAUACGUAGAAACACAGACGUGGAAUCACUGCCUGAUCGACCUAUCAUCAGAAUUUUUCAUCGAGGUAAACAAGCGGCCCAAUUUCCUAACCACAUAGACCACACGUCGGAAAAAGCCUCGUUCGAGCUCAAACAGAUUUGGAAAUUUAGCUUAAAGAAAUGUAUUGAUGCAUCCCCGCUUGUUGUUCAAAGGAAAGAGAUAGAUGCUGUAUUUGUUGGGUCGCAUUCGCACCGUUUCUCUGCUGUAAGACUGGAUGAUGGACAGGAGAUUUGGACAACAACGUUACCUGAGCGGAUCGAAUCUUCAGCAACCUGCGAUAUGGAUGGGUCGAACAUAUUUGUAGGUUGCUACGACGGCCACCUUUACUGUCUCGACUCCCAAACUGGGCGUGUUUCUUGGCGUUUUAAGACAGGAGAUGCGAUCAAGUCUAGUCCAGUUUGCACCGGUUUCAGCGUAAUCUUUGGUUCACAUGACCGAAUACUUUAUUGUCUUUCUGUUGCUCAGGGAGAAUUAAUUUGGAAGAAAACUAUCUCCUCGGGUAGUCUUUUUGCCUCUCCGGCUUGGGACGGAAAUAAUCGCAUUCUCGCUGCUUCAUUGGAUGGCACCUGUUCCGUCCUUAGCGUCGCUACCGGUCAGCUGUUGUGGUCGAUAAAGCUAGCUACACCCGUCUUUUCAACUCCUGCCUGGUGCUUUAAGCAAGAGCGCUGCCUGUUCGCUAGUGUUGAUGGAUAUAUGAAUUGCUGUACAGCAGAUACAGGCGAAAUAGUAUGGCGUUUCCAAGCGGCUGGGCCCAUCUUUUCGACUCCGACCAUCACGGAGCAGCGAAUCAUUUUCGGUUCACAUGAUAGUUUUCUUUAUUGUCUACAUGAAGAAAGUGGAUUACAACUCUGGCGCGUUGGAUUCACCAGUUCUAUCUACUCUUCGCCUUUUGCAGCAUCUGUAAUUAUCUGCAGUGAUACGAAUGGCUACCUUAAGGUCCUGGAGUUUUCUACUGGUUGUCUGCUUGCUCAAUCUCGGUUGGACGGUCAAGUGUUUUCUUCCCCAAUUAUGGUUGACCAGUUGGUGAUAGUAGGUUGCCGAGACGACAAUCUUUAUUGUUUUAAAUUAGGUAAUAAUCUUUUGUAAAUUUACUCACCUCUUAAGCCCCAAGAUUUAUUCAAUAAUGCAAAAGUUAAACGCUCACACAA